Amphiprion ocellaris (clown anemonefish) is the source of this 2421-nucleotide messenger RNA. It is a transcript of the gene edaradd, whose product is annotated as EDAR-associated death domain. Lineage: Eukaryota; Metazoa; Chordata; Actinopteri; Pomacentridae. The record is from RefSeq and is a predicted model, not a curated record. The transcript is spliced from 6 exons. Gene Ontology annotation, biological process: signal transduction. Bases 136 to 807 code for a protein of 223 amino acids. Gene Ontology annotation, molecular function: protein binding.
GAGGUGCUGCAUUUGAGAGCCGCCGCCGCUGGGCUGGCGCUGGCGUCCCUGAGCUCCGAGCGGAGGAUAAUUCCGGGUUUUUUAGUCUUUCACUUCGAGAAGAGAGUUUCUGUUCAUCCCUACACAUUUCCCUGCAUGGAACACGGUCCAGCUCUAAACAUGAGCAGUUUGAGUGAGUGUAAGGAGCCAUUCGACAGAAUCUGCUCUGAACCCGUGGAGGACACAGACACCACCAGCUUUGUGGCCGAAUUUUCUUUGGAGGCCAAUUAUCCAGUGCAAGUGACAGAUCCUCAUGCAGAUGCUGUGACACUCCACCUGAGCUCCAUGCCCUCCAGAUACCUGAGCCCCUCCUCAGACAGAAUCAGACAGCCAGUUGAAGAUGUGGAAGAAUGCACCUGCCCAACAUCUACUUCACCAGACUACCCGAAAGAACUGCAGUUGCUGAACAGCCCCUGUGAAAAGUGCUGCUGUCCAGCGCCUCCUCCGAAGAUCAGCGACCUCAUGAACGACAAAGACCUGCUGGACUUACUGCGGCUCAAACUGGAUCCAAACCACUGCACCAUCAAAAACUGGAAGAACUUUGCGAGCCGCUGGGGGAUGAGCUAUGAUGAACUGACCCUGCUGGAGCAUCGAACCCAGGGCUCCUUAUCCCACAGUCCCACCCAGGAGUUCUUGCUGCGCUACAAUCAGAAGACGGUCACUGAGCUCACUGAACUUUGCCGCAUCUAUCAGCGCAUUGAUGUGCUGCGACUGCUGCAGAGCUGGAUAGAGAAGGACUGGCCGUCACGCUGGCAACAGACUCAUUAGCCAGUAUGACUGUCUAUUUAAACUUUCUCUCUUUUUCUGUCAGGGUGGUUUAGGGUUUCUUCUUCCUAAGUUUGGAUACAUGCUACCACAUUAAUAGUAAUUUUGGUAAAUAGUCUUGUGAAAAAGGUAAAUGAUAAACUGGAAACUCACACAGCACAGACCUUGCACUGAAUGCUGUUUUGUCUUUUACCUUUCUCUUGCUGUCGCUGGCUGUAGUUAAAACAAAGUAAAGUCACAUUCCUGACCAGUUCACACAGCCAUUGAUACAAUUCUCAGUUGGGAAUUCACAAUUUUUUGAGGUGCUUGGUUGACUUGACUAGGGCUGGCCCUAAUAUCAAUUUCUGGGCUCCGAAUAUUCGGCCCCGAUUAAUGACGGAUAUCCAGAUAUUUGGAUUGGUUCAUAAUGUCUGACGGGUGGGGGUGGUGGGGGGGUUGGAAUCUGAAUAUUCGGAUCUCAAAAUUCACCUAAAAAAAAGUAAAUAUUUGGAUACUACCGGAACGACCAAAUAUUCGGAUAUUCGGGUCCAGCCCUAGACCUGAUAGCACCACAGAUAUUAGUUAGCUUAGUGCGUGUUUCAGCAGCUACACUGAAUAAAAAUAAAAACGUAGCAUGCAAAUGAUAUUCUUUUCUGAUUCAGAGAAAAAGUUCACAUCUCAUUCCCGUGGUUCUGAUUAGAAAAGAGUUACAUUUAGCCAACCUUUUUGAGCUGUUCAACUGGUGACAAACUGUCAACCACUGAGUUACUCCAGGUGAUCAGAUAGUGUGACCAGUACAGACUCUCCUUUUACCGCUGACUUUAAAACCCCUGCACAGAAUGCAGCUUUAUUCAGUGUUCAGGUGGCGAGAGAAAGACGGGAACGGGCUGUUGGCUGCUGUAGACUAAUGGUCACACAACUCCACUAUUUUCAUCUAAGAAAUGGUUUCAGACAGCUCUGGAUGGAUGUGUCUGACAAUCCUGUCCUCCAAAAUGACUAACAACUCCACCAGGCCCUUCAGGAAGACUGGGACAGCAUUUCACAAACAGCAUCAACAGCCUCAUUAACUCUGUGCAACAGAUGUGUGGCUCAUUACUGAUUGUGACUUCUGGUCUGAGGUAUCUCAUCCGUCUGAUGUCAUUUCCUAUGUGGGGCACACUGGGUUGUUUCUAACGCCCAUCCUGUUGAAGCAAUGUCAUGUGUUGAAAGAACAAGUAAUUAUUCUCUUGUGGUAAAAAGAAAGAACAGAAUUUAAUCAAAUAUUACAUGCUGUAUUUAUAUUUAUAGCUGAAGUAGUAGUUUCUAUGGGGGGGAUGAAUAUACAUUUUUUUCCUCAUAUAUUAUUUUUGUUUUUCUUUGCUUUCUUGACAAUUACUAAACCAGCUGAUUUUCACUCUGUUGGUCUAGACUCAGAUUAAUCAACGUGGGUUAAAACGUGUUUUUUUUAUUUCACCCAAAUGUCUAACACUGAAUGAUACAAAAUAUAUUGAUAGUGUGAUUAAAAAUAAUUAGUUUGGUCUCUGUGAAAAGUGUGUAACGGUGUAACUGACCAAAUGUGUUCUGGAUGAAGAAAUGUUGCUUUCUGUUAAGGUAUAAUAUUGUUGUGAACACAUCAUUAAAAACACAGACAGAAACACA